Teleopsis dalmanni is the source of this 1530-nucleotide messenger RNA. RefSeq names its product glutamate receptor-interacting protein 1-like. Gene Ontology annotation, biological process: neurotransmitter receptor transport, endosome to postsynaptic membrane. The coding region runs from base 1 to 1530 and encodes 509 amino acids. Gene Ontology annotation, molecular function: protein binding. NCBI's taxonomy places the organism in Eukaryota, Metazoa, Arthropoda, Insecta, Diptera, Diopsidae. The record is from RefSeq and is a predicted model, not a curated record. The transcript has 8 exons.
AUGAGUACCUUCUGUCGUUUACAUGAAGGUACUUCAUUUGUAGCUAUAGCUUACCCAACGGUUUGCUUUGAUCGCGCCAUGAGUCCCGCACAAUCUGAAGACUCUGGUUUGGCACCCGAACGCGGAACCACUUACGCCACAAUCACAUUACCACGUGAUAAUGCACCCAAUAUGGGCAUCACAUUUGCAGAACGCAACGACCUUUCGUAUCCACCUGUUAUCGCUGCGCUGAGUCCACUGGGUCAUGCUGCUGAUUUUCUGGCGCCUGGUGAUCGUAUACAUCAGAUUGAUGGCAUCUCAACAAUUGGGUUAACCAAUCAACAUAUAAUGAGCAUGUUGAGCGGUGGAGAUGGCAGUCCUGCUGUAAUAGAAAUCGAAUAUUCUUUACCCGAAUACAUUUCCCAAAAUAGUCUUUGCGUCACAUCGAAAUUGGCGCAAAUCACUGUGGAACGCGAGAGCGGUUGCCUUGGCUUAACGCUACGUGGCGGCGGUGACUAUCCACUGAUCGUAACGCAUGUACGCCCGCAUGGGCCUGUUUACAAGACGGGACGCAUCAAACCCGGCGAUCGUUUGCUGCGCGUUGAUAAUGUUUCGCUUAUUGGUAAAACUUUGGCGGAAGCGCAACAAAUUAUCAAAUGUGGCGGACACAUUUCCGGUUAUACAAAUCUGACAAUUGAAUAUGAUGUAUCUGUGGUGCAGAGUGUAGAAUUUUCUAUGGGUCCCUUGCUUAUAGAGAUUGAACGCCCAAUGAAUGAUAAACUGGGUUUGGUAUUGUGUAAUUACUCGAGUAUUACACAUAAUGAUCACACAAAAAUCGAUGAAGUGAGUCCGGCGAGUGUUUAUAUUGCCAGCAUUUUACCGGCUAGCAUUGCAGAUAGAUGCGGUGCUUUAUCAGUCGGUGAUCAAGUAUUAUCGAUCGAUGAUACGAUUAUUGAAAAUUCUGCCUAUAGUCCAGAUGAGGUAAUGACUCUUCUGGAUAAUACAACAAUACGUGGUUAUACGCAAAUGCAAAUAAUGCCUGCACACGCAUUGGCUAGAAGAGGUCACACAACUCUCGGCAGUCCAAAAUACGGCUUCAGUACGCUGGAAUCGCGCAAAUCACGACAACGACAGCGUUUUGUGCGCAAAAGUUCGCUACCACUCGAAAGCGGUGGCAAUAGUAGCGGUGGCAGUAGUGGGCCAGGGAGCAGUGCAAGCGGUGGUAGCAGUGGCAGCGCUGGUGGCAAUAGUAGCACAUCCGUUGUCGGCACAAACGCUUUGCAUCACACUAGCAAUAUGGGCAUUUGUCGAGCUGAAACAUUUCCGGUAUUAUUGGAUUGCAGUCAAGGUUCCGGUAUUAUUUUAGGACCACAAACACCAUGCGGUCGUGCCAUAACAAUAGCACAGAUUAUGCCCGAUUCGGUGGCAGAUCGUAGUGGUUGCAUACAGAAAGGCGAUCUUGCUAAUAACGAUGAUGACGAUAUUGAACAUCACUUCGAUGAUGAUGAACUGUUCGACUUAUUGAAAGAAAACAAAAGUGGAAGACGGUAA